AUGUCAUUUGGCACGAAUGCCCUUAUCUGUUUUAUGGCACUAUUUCAGUCUGCUGAACAGCUUGUUAACCCAGAAUCACAAUUGCCACAACCGCCUCGAGCAUCCGUUUAUUCCGGAAAUAGUGGUAUGCGCCGUAUGUAUCGGACCUACCGGAUACCGCAACGUAUUGCAAGUCCCAGCGAACCUCAGGAUGCACUGAAACAUCAUUUCACUACUACAUUUGGAUCACCACUGCAAGUUUAA
Gongylonema pulchrum is the source of this 243-nucleotide messenger RNA. The record is from the annotation of a GenBank genome assembly. NCBI's taxonomy places the organism in Eukaryota, Metazoa, Nematoda, Chromadorea, Rhabditida, Gongylonematidae.